Molecule: messenger RNA, 1562 nt
Organism: Spodoptera litura
Lineage: Eukaryota; Metazoa; Arthropoda; Insecta; Lepidoptera; Noctuidae
Product: proton-coupled amino acid transporter-like protein acs
Biological process (GO): amino acid transmembrane transport
Cellular component (GO): membrane
Molecular function (GO): L-amino acid transmembrane transporter activity
Source: RefSeq, a predicted model, not a curated record
UACAUUAUUUAUCAGUGGUUUCGUCAAGUAUCUACAUUCUUAUUUUAUUUAUGUCUCUUAUGAGUGUGUAGAAUAAUUCGUUAAUAUUUUGCAAUUUAUAUAAUAAAGUUUCGGUGACUUCGUAGUAAAUUCAAAUUUAUUUAUAAAUAAUGGCAGCCGUUGAGGAAGUCAGUAGGCUUAUGUUCCAACCACACCGAACGAACCAAACUAUUGACAUCAGGAAGACGAGAUUACCUUCACUGAGGCCUGAGGAAAAUGACUACAACCCCAGAGACCAUAGAUCACCCACACAUAAUAUUAAGCUGUGGAUGGCGUAUUUCAACUUGUUGCGGACGAUGUUUGCUGCCGGGAUGCUGGGCAUGCCACUUAUAAUCAGUAAGGCUGGAAUUAUCGCGGGGCCGAUCCUCACAAUACUCACCGGACUUCUGAUCAAUUAUGGACAUCAUUUACUGUUAGAAUGCCUGAACGAGAUAGCAAAGCAGCUGCAGAUACCAUACGUAUCGUAUCGAUAUGGUUUCCGUGUGGCUCUCCUACAUGGACCUCCUGCAUUCCACUUCUUGGGCAGACACGGUCCGACUAUAAUAGCCAUAUUUAUGGUUGUCAGUCAACUUGGGACUUGUUCAGUAUUCGUUAUAUUCACGAGCGACUGUUUGAGAGAUAUAAUGGACUGGCAGAGCAGUCAGCCGUCUCUCAUGUGCCUCCUGUUCCCAUAUUUUUUAUUAGAAUUUUUUAUGAAGGACUUGUCUAUUGUCAGUUACGUGGCCAUGCUGGGUAAUUUCCUGAAUGUGAUGGGAAUUAUAAUCGUGUUUGAGCAUAUUGUGACAGAUUAUGACGGGGAAGAUAAAGAGGUGGUGACGCAUACGAACCUGGGAUCUAUAAUGUUUUGUUUUGGUUCAUUGUUAUUCAAUUUGAGUGCAAUUGGAGUGACCCUGUCCAUAGACAAAAGUCUGAAGCAAGCGAAAAGAAUAACGAGCAGGUUCGGAGUACUGAACGUCGGUAUUCUUGGGCCGACCAUGUUCUCGGUGUUUUUCGGCACCCUGGGGUACGUGACCUUCGGUACCAUGGAUGAAAAUAUACUACGGUCCCUUCCUUAUGACGAAACAUCUUCGAUGGCUGCAAUUGGCUUUUACAUGAUUGCUGUCGCUUCCGCGUUUCCACUACAAUGCCAACCAGCCAUUCUGACCAUUAUCGAAGUGAUAAAGUACCACGACCAGUUGACUACUCCAUCGGACAUCACACUGCGCAUGAUUGACACUGUCGCUAGGCCAUUGUUUGUUGUUACGUCUUUUAUUAUUUGUUACAUCAUACCGUUUCAAGCGCCGUUUGUGGCAUUUGUGGGGAAUUUCUGCACAUCUGUAUUGGCGCUCAUAUGUCCCGCUCUCAUGGACAUAUGCAUCAGAUAUCCUAACUACUACGGCCGGAACAACUUCCAUCUUUACAAAGACCUAUUUAUAUUGCUUCUUGGUUUUACGUCAUUGAGUUUUGGUGCAUUUUUCAGCCUUUAUUUAAUACGUAUACGGUUGCUUUCAAAAUACUCGCCAAAUAACUACGGGUUUUAUUAA